AUGAAGGCAGACGCCGCCAAGCUGGCCACGAUGCUGCGCACCCCCAACUGCUCGCGGUGCCGCAACCAUGGCUACCUGGUGGCCGUCAAGGGCCACGCGGGCAAGUGCCGCUGGAAGCAGUGCAAUUGCGAGAAGUGCUAUCUCAUCACCGAACGCCAGAAGAUCAUGGCCGCGCAGAAGAUGCUCAAGAAGCAGGCCUCCGACGAGGACCGCGAGCUGGCCUCCAGGGCCGCGGCCCUCGCCCCGCCCCCGCCCAGGCCGCCGCCGCCGACCCCGCCGCCGCCAUUCGCCUUCGGGCUCUCUCUGAGCAUCAACUCGGAUGCUAUGGUGCGGUCUGAGUACCUGGAGAGAGAGCCUUCCAAGCUGUAUCCCAGCUGCUCUGGCAUGUACUAUCGCCCGUUCCCGAUGGGCUACCAGGAUCCAUCCCCGGGCCUGGGCAUCUCCGUGCAGCAGGGCUUCCGGCACGUGCCCUUCAGCCACUACCAUGGAGGAGGCUCGAUGCGCUCUGAGCUAUGUAGUCACCCCCCUCCAGAUCCCUCCCUUCCAGCCUUGGGGGUUGGCUUCCAUCUUCGGAAGAAGCAACAGAAGCACAGAAUGGUGGUGGCUGGAGCCCCUUUUCCUGAGUGUGCCAUGCAGGUGCCGGAGCCAGUGGAAAACUUCCAGCCAAGCUUUCCCCCGCGGCCGCCUCCGCCACCACCACCAUCACCACUGCUGCCGCCACCACCACCACUGCUGCCGCCACCCCUGCUGCCGCCACCCCUGUCACCACCGCCCCCGUUCCUCCCACCAGGCUUCCUCACUGGGAUCCAUUUCCUUCCACCGCCGCCACCACCACCGCCACCGCCACCAGCAUCUUUCUCACUGACCGUCCUCUCUGAUGCGGACCAGGAGACCGCGGAUGACCAGGUUGCAGGGAUGCCUCGUGAGCCCAGCCAGCCAUCGUCUCAGGAGCAGUCCGACUAGGCCCCGGGCCUCUGGCCAGCAAAAUGGGGCAUCGGGAGGGUGACAGCAAUCAUUUUCUUGUCUGUGUUCAGUGAUGUUAGGG
This is a messenger RNA of Myotis brandtii (Brandt's bat), 1045 nucleotides long. RefSeq names its product DMRT-like family B with proline-rich C-terminal, 1 (gene DMRTB1). Gene Ontology annotation, molecular function: RNA polymerase II cis-regulatory region sequence-specific DNA binding; DNA-binding transcription factor activity, RNA polymerase II-specific. NCBI's taxonomy places the organism in Eukaryota, Metazoa, Chordata, Mammalia, Chiroptera, Vespertilionidae. The coding region runs from base 1 to 963 and encodes 320 amino acids. Gene Ontology annotation, biological process: sex differentiation; regulation of transcription by RNA polymerase II; germ cell development. Gene Ontology annotation, cellular component: nucleus. The transcript has 6 exons. The record is from RefSeq and is a predicted model, not a curated record.